GGUCCCCUCACUUUCUAGGGCCUCUCUUGAGCCUUCUAAUGUUCCCUUCCUACAGCUGCGACCGAGGGCCAUGUGGGCGCCGACCAGAAAGCCCGCAGACAGAAGCAGCCCAUAACUGACCAAACAAGGGGUCUGCAGCCAAAGCCUCGGCACAAUGGAGGCCCCGUAUUCCAUGACAGCGCACUACGAUGAGUUCCAGGAAGUCAAGUACGUGAGCCGGUGUGGCACCGGGGGCGCCCGAGGGACCUCGCUACCUCCAGGCUUCCCGAGGAGCUCAGGGCGCAGUGCUAGCGGGGCCCGGUCGGGGCUACCGCGCUGGAACCGACGGGAGGUGUGCCUGCUGUCGGGGCUGGUGUUCGCCGCCGGCCUCUGUGCCAUCUUGGCAGCCAUGCUGGCGCUCAAAUACCUGGGCCCUGGCGCGGCGGGCACUGGCGGAGCCUGUCCCGAGGGCUGCCCGGAGCGCAAGGCCUUCGCGCGCGCCGCCCGCUUCCUGUCUGCCAACCUGGACGCCAGCAUCGACCCGUGCCAGGACUUCUACUCGUUCGCGUGCGGGGGCUGGCUGCGGCGCCACGCCAUCCCCGACGACAAGCUCACCUAUGGCACGAUCGCGGCCAUCGGAGAGCAGAACGAGGAGCGCCUGCGGCGCCUGCUGGCGAGACCCACCGGAGGCCCCGGCGGCGCUGCGCAGCGCAAGGUGCGCGCCUUCUUCCGCUCGUGCCUCGACAUGCGCGAGAUCGAGAGGCUCGGGCCGCGGCCCAUGCUCGAGGUCAUCGAGGACUGCGGCGGCUGGGACCUAGGCGGCGCGGCCGAUCGCCCGGGGGCGGCUCGCUGGGACCUCAACCGACUGUUGUACAAGGCACAGGGUGUGUACAGCGCGGCCGCGCUCUUCUCGCUUACAGUCAGCCUGGACGACAGGAACUCCUCGCGCUACGUCAUCCGUAUUGACCAGGACGGGCUCACCCUGCCAGAGAGAACCCUGUACCUAGCUCAAGAUGAGGAGAGUGAGAAGGUCCUGGCCGCAUACAAGGUGUUCAUGGAGCGCCUACUCAGACUACUGGGUGCAGACGCUGUGGAACAGAAGGCUCAGGAGAUCCUUCAACUGGAGCAGAGGCUGGCUAAUAUCUCUGUGUCAGAAUAUGAUGAUCUCCGUCGAGAUGUCAGCUCCGUGUACAACAAAGUGACUCUGGGGCAGCUGCAGAAGAUCACCCCCCAUUUGCAGUGGAAAUGGCUGCUGGACCAGAUCUUCCAGGAGGACUUCUCUGAAGAGGAGGAGGUGGUGCUGCUGGCCACAGACUACAUGCAGCAGGUGUCCCAGCUCAUCCGAUCCACACCCCGAAGGAUCCUUCACAACUACCUAGUGUGGCGUGUGGUGGUGGUUCUGAGUGAGCACCUGUCCCCACCAUUCCGAGAGGCACUGCAUGAGCUGGCCAAAGAGAUGGAGGGCAAUGACAAACCCCAGGAGUUGGCCCGAGUCUGCCUGGGCCAGGCCAACCGCCACUUCGGCAUGGCUCUUGGUGCCCUCUUUGUACAUGAACACUUCUCAGCUGCCAGUAAAGCCAAGGUACAGCAGCUGGUGGAAGAUAUCAAGUACAUCUUGGGCCAGCGCCUAGAGGAGCUGGACUGGAUGGACGCCCAGACCAAGGCAGCUGCUCGGGCUAAGCUCCAGUACAUGAUGGUCAUGGUUGGCUAUCCAGACUUCCUGCUGAAACCUGAGGCUGUAGACAAAGAGUAUGAGUUUGAGGUCCACGAGAAGACCUACUUCAAGAACAUUUUGAACAGCAUCCGAUUCAGCAUCCAGUUGUCUGUCAAGAAGAUCCGACAGGAGGUGGACAAAUCCACGUGGCUGCUCCCUCCGCAGGCGCUCAAUGCCUACUAUCUGCCCAACAAGAACCAAAUGGUGUUCCCAGCUGGCAUCCUGCAGCCCACCCUGUAUGACCCAGACUUCCCACAGUCUUUGAACUACGGGGGCAUCGGUACCAUCAUUGGGCAUGAGCUGACCCAUGGCUAUGAUGAUUGGGGAGGACAGUAUGACCGCUCAGGAAACCUGCUGCACUGGUGGACUGAGGCCUCCUACAGCCGCUUUCUGCACAAGGCCGAGUGCAUUGUUCGCCUCUAUGACAACUUCACCGUCUACAACCAGCGGGUGAAUGGGAAACACACACUUGGCGAGAACAUCGCAGACAUGGGAGGCCUCAAGCUGGCCUACUAUGCCUAUCAGAAGUGGGUCCGGGAGCAUGGCCCAGAACACCCACUGCACCGGCUCAAGUACACCCACAACCAGCUUUUCUUCAUUGCCUUUGCCCAGAACUGGUGCAUCAAGCGACGGUCACAGUCCAUCUACCUGCAGGUGCUGACAGACAAACACGCACCUGAGCACUACCGGGUCCUGGGUAGCGUGUCCCAGUUUGAGGAAUUCGGCCGGGCCUUCCACUGUCCCAAGGACUCUCCCAUGAACCCUGUCCGUAAAUGCUCUGUGUGGUGAGCCUGGCCUGUGUACCCGCACGUCCCCACUGCCCUGCACGGAUCACCUCUGCCAGCUGCUGGGGCAACGUCAGUCCCCUAUGUCCCUGCUCCAGGUCUAUCUUCCUUCCCAACUUUCAUGUGAUUGUCUUCCCACCUCCUGCAGUCCUUCACUUCAGCAAGAGCCUGGAGUAGGGGUGAGGCUGGGUUCUGGGGGCACUCAAGGGGGAAAUAUAAGGUCCCCACACCUGGCUCUAGGCAGCUGGACCCCUCUGGGGCUGGGCUGUACAGGCCCCACUGCUGUGCUCUUGCUGAUAAGUCUGGUCAAUAAAGCUGCUGUACU
This is a messenger RNA of Rattus rattus (black rat), 2803 nucleotides long. RefSeq names its product endothelin converting enzyme like 1 (gene Ecel1). Gene Ontology annotation, biological process: protein processing. The coding region runs from base 155 to 2482 and encodes 775 amino acids. The record is from RefSeq and is a predicted model, not a curated record. NCBI's taxonomy places the organism in Eukaryota, Metazoa, Chordata, Mammalia, Rodentia, Muridae. Gene Ontology annotation, molecular function: metalloendopeptidase activity. The transcript is spliced from 17 exons. Gene Ontology annotation, cellular component: plasma membrane.